Mycena citricolor is the source of this 1185-nucleotide messenger RNA. The record is from the annotation of a GenBank genome assembly. Lineage: Eukaryota; Fungi; Basidiomycota; Agaricomycetes; Agaricales; Mycenaceae.
AUGGAACGCGACGAGGAGUCAUUGAAAGAUGGGCAAUACCAUCUGAUCGAGGAUGGGCCGUACUCGUCUGUCUCGCGCAUUUGGACCACACUCGAAGGGCAGCGCGACACGCCCCAGUGGAUCGUCGCCAAGUCUGCGACGAAUCGGAAAUCUCUUGCGAAGGAGCCGCACGACAUAGUGAAAGAGCUCAGAGUUCUCUCCAGUCUGAACCACGAGAACAUCGUACCAGUCUUGUCUAGCUUCAGCGAUGCGACGGCCCGUAUCCUGACCAUAUACCUUCCGUACAUACCCCACUCACUGGAGAAGCUGCUUUCUUCCCCAUCCUUUUCGCCGUACUCUCUCCCUCGCGCUGGACUUCCCGCAGUCUUGAACCCCGCGCAAGAGUCUGAGAUGCUCGUUCUGGCCAAAUCAGUCGCAGCUCAGACUUUACAAGCACUGAAAUACCUGCACGCUCUCGGGAUCUCGCACCGUGACCUGAAGCCGGCCAAUAUCCUCCUCACACACGAGGCACACGUAGUGCUGAUUGACUUUGGCGUCGCGCGGGAUGCGGUGGGAGAUUGCUCCGACGACAUGUGGCCAGAAGCACCCGAUGGCCUUUAUUUCGAGGUGUGUACUGGUCCCUACCGCGCGCCAGAACUUUUGUUCGGUGUGCGAUCUUACGAGCCCGCAUGUGUUGACCUCUGGAGCUUCGGGACCAUCCUGGCAGAGAUGUUCACCACAUUACGGCUGGAUUCGGAAUCAUAUUCAUACGACAACGGGGAAGCAGUGCCCAGCGCCCAGCCGGACGAUCAGCCCUUCGUCGUUCCAGGAUCUGUUCGAGUCGGUCAGCCAGAGACUGCCUGGGCUCGAGAUCCUCUAUUCAACGGAUACCGAGGAGAGCUUGCGCUGAUAUGGAGUAUCUUCAAAAUGAGGGGAACUCCGACGGAUGAGACAUGGCCUGGAUUCACCCAACUCCUGGGUUCAUCGAGCGUCGAUUUCAAAGUCGUUCCUGCUGUCGAUCUGAAAACAAUGCUGUCAAAUCGACCUGCGAAUGCUGACCAACUGCUGCAUCUGCUGGACAUGUUCUUGGUGUAUUCUCCGGCGCAACGAAUGUCAGCAGCCGAGGCACUGCAGCACAGAUGGUUCUCCGAGCAGCCCUGCGCGAACAAUGACCUCGGAGAUGUCCUGACACGAUUGUUGGUAUAG